ACAUGUACAGAUUGAUCACUGUGUGGAUCCACCCACCCGCACUGGAUGAAUGGAAUAUUGAAAACUUUUGGGUGAAUCCGUAGAUAAGAAAGCAUUUAUUAUGCCUUUUAGCAUCUCAAGCUACUUCCAUCAUUGUCAUGUCUGGUAUAUAAAUCUAUUCUCGCACUCUCUUUUAAUCAGUAUAGCUAUUGCUAAGGCACCAAUACAUAUACACUCAUGGCCGAUUUAUCAAGUCUUCUAAACUCGGAUGAUUCUCAAACUCAUCCCCUUCUCGAAAAACACAUCGGAACCUUAGACGAGACGAUCGAACGAUAUAUAGGAAGUUUCGGUUGGGCUCAGUUACUACAAGCCAUAGUUGUAUCUUUUGCAUGGGUUUUUGAUGCACAGCAAACUUUCAUCAGCGUCUUCACAGAUGCAGAACCAACAUGGCACUGUAUAGAUCCUAAUGCAUACUCAUACUGCAACUCGACCAUCAUCACCAACUCCUGCAAAUUGCCUAGAAAUGCAUGGACAUGGAAUGAACCUAUGCAGACAUCAACAGUUUCGGAAUGGGACCUAUCUUGUUUAGGUCCUGCUAUCGCUGGUUUACCAACUUCAUCUUUCUUCUCUGGUUGUCUGCUUGGUGGACUCGUUCUUGCUACACUAGCCGAUUCGUCACUCGGUAGGAAAAACUUACUAGUUAUUUCAUGUCUUAUGAUGUCUUUAUCAGCUUUCUUAACUGCAUUUUCUCCUAAUAUCUGGAUCUACUCGAUUCUAAGAUUCAUAACCGGUUUCGGCCGAGCCACAAUCGGUACUUGCGCACUUGUUUUAUCGACAGAAAUUGUUGGAAAAAGCCGCCGUGACAAGGUGGGUAUUAUUGGAUUCAUUUGUUUCACACUUGGUUUCUUAUCAUUACCAGCCAUGGCUUACUUCACUUGAGGAUCAUCGUGGAGAGUACUAUAUAUCUUAACCUCCGUUCCUGCAGUAAUCUACUCCAUAAUUGUUCAUUUCAUGGUUCAUGAAUCACCAAGGUGGUUAAUGGUGCAAGGAAGAAAAGAAGAAGCCAUUACUACUUUGAGGAGUAUUGCUUCUACUGAUUCUUAUGAUGGAAUAAGCAUAAGUCUAUCUGGCAUAUCUAUAGGCCUGGAACAGUGGAAUGCGGAUUUGUACUCCGCCAUGAAGAUUUUAUGGGAUAAAAAAUGGGCCUUCCGAAGACUAUCGGCAGUUAUGGUCGUUUCAUUUGGGGUUGGAAUGAUGUAUUAUGGGAUCCCGUUAGGUGUUGGAAAUCUGGCUUCCAGUCUUUAUUUAAGUGUUACGUUAAAUGCAUUAUCGGAGCUGCCGUCUUCGUUAAUCACCUAUUUUCUAGUAGGAAGAUUGAAAAGGAGAAGUUCCAUGCUGUUUUUCACAAUGUUGAGUGGUGUUUGUAGCAUCAUGUGUGUGAUAAUCCACGAUGAGGGACGGCAAGGAUUGAGAAUCGCCGUCGAGCUGUUAUCGUUUUUUAGCACGUGUACGGCGUUUGACGUUCUGUUGAUAUACACGUUGGAAUUGUUUCCAACUUGUGUGAGGAACUCAGCAUUGUCCAUGGUAAGACAAGCUCUGGUUUUUGGUGGUAUUUUUAGUCCGAUUCUGAUUGCAGCUGAAAGGGGAGUUGAUGAUAAUGGACUCUUAUCUUAUGGAGUGUUUGGGUUGGUGAUUUGUGUUUGUGGGUUGUUCACUGUUUGUUUGCCAGAGACGAAAGGUGAAAUCAUUUGUGACACCAUGGAUGAAGAAGAACAAAAAGCUAAGGUUAGUAGUAGUAGUACACUUAAAGCAUCUAAUAGCAAGUCCCUGGUACCCCAUGUGUAGAAAUAACUUGGUAGUAGUGUUUAAGAUCAAUUUUCAGUUGAUCUGUAAAAACACUUGUAAUCUUCACAAGUCGUAAAGUAGACGUGUCGAUCCGCUAAGCGAUGCACAGUAUCAUGAAAGUGUCUCUUCAGAUUAUUAAGGUAAGUUCCAUUAUUUUUCCUACCAAUGUCUCUAUUCAUAUCAUCAAUCUAAGUUCAAUUAUU
Molecule: messenger RNA, 2027 nt
Organism: Papaver somniferum (opium poppy)
Lineage: Eukaryota; Viridiplantae; Streptophyta; Magnoliopsida; Ranunculales; Papaveraceae
Product: organic cation/carnitine transporter 2-like
Exons: 1
Coding region: 217-918 (233 amino acids)
Biological process (GO): transmembrane transport
Molecular function (GO): transmembrane transporter activity
Source: RefSeq, a predicted model, not a curated record